Messenger RNA from Truncatella angustata, 1194 nucleotides. RefSeq names its product S-adenosyl-L-methionine-dependent methyltransferase. The record is from RefSeq and is a predicted model, not a curated record. Lineage: Eukaryota; Fungi; Ascomycota; Sordariomycetes; Amphisphaeriales; Sporocadaceae. Bases 1 to 1194 code for a protein of 397 amino acids. Gene Ontology annotation, molecular function: methyltransferase activity. The transcript has 3 exons.
AUGUCGCCCACAGAACCAGGCUCAUCGGCAACCACCUCCGACCCAGCAAAUGUCGCUACUGUGCAUGCGACGGUUAGUGAAUAUGAUGCCAAGAGCGAACCGCCCCAAGCGGGGCAGCCGUCGAGCGCAAACAAUUCGACCACUGCGACUGCUACUGCCAGCAGCUAUCCAGCGCCAACAGCUGUAGUACCCCCUGAAGAGCUCGUCGCGGAAGAGGACGAGACGAUCGAGGCAGCCGAGAGCAGUGUCGACAGUGACGAAUUCGAGCCAUCAGAAUGGGGAGACGAUGGGGGCGCGUCAACCGCAUCAACAUCCGUCAACUCGAGCAUAUACGCGCACACGUACGAAAAUGGCCGGAGAUACCACAGCUAUAAAAAUGGAAGAUACCCGAUACCGAAUGAUGAUCAGGAGCAGAAUCGUGAAGACAUGAAGCAUGUGAUGAUGUUGGAGAUGACCGAUGGAAAACUAGUAUACGCUCCUGUAGGAGAUUACCCACAAAAGAUCAUCGACAUUGGCACGGGUACUGGCCAGUGGGCUAUAGAAGCCGGUGAUAAGUUUCCGAGUGCCGAGGUUUUGGGCAUAGAUCUGUCACCUAUACAGCCCGUUUGGAUACCACCGAACGUCAAAUUUCUCAUCGACGAUUGCGAAGAGGACUGGCUCAACGGCGACAAUUAUGAUUUAGUACAUUUACGUUUUAUGUCGCCAGUACUGAAAAACGUACCAAGAAUGUGUCAGCAGGCUUUCACUAAUCUGAGACCUGGCGGCUGGAUUGAAUUUCAGGAGUUGCAUGCGUGGCCACAAUGCGACGAUGGUACCAUGCCACCUGAUGACCCUGUGGCUGCGUUUUAUAAGCUUGUUGUAGAAUCGUUCGCUAAGCUUGGCCUUGACAUCCACGCACCGGCAAAGCUGGACAAGUCUCUGGCGGAUGCAGGGUUCACAAAUGUGCAGUGCGUGGUGAAGAAAGUGCCCAUUGGUAGCUGGGCUAGAGACCGACGUCUGCGGCUGAUUGGUCAUUACCUGAAGCUGGUCAUCCAGGAUUUUCUACCAGCGCUAGCGAACAAACCGUUUGCGGCACUGGGCUUGAAUCAAGUCGAGCGGGAGUUGUGGAGGUCGGCAGCCUUCAAGGCUCUCGAUGAUAUGUCUGCACAUAGAUACUGGAACUUCUACUUCUGGUCUGGCCAGAAGCCGCAGUAG